This is a messenger RNA of Pelodiscus sinensis (Chinese soft-shelled turtle), 5637 nucleotides long. Its product is annotated as N-acetylated-alpha-linked acidic dipeptidase 2. Lineage: Eukaryota; Metazoa; Chordata; Testudines; Trionychidae. The record is from RefSeq and is a predicted model, not a curated record. Gene Ontology annotation, molecular function: carboxypeptidase activity.
UUAGGCAAUGUGUCUGGAUCCCUGGGCCUAUCUCACAGCAUGUUAUACCUAGUUGCACACAUACAUAGGAACAAGUCUAUAGGAGAUCUGGCUAAGUAAAAACUUCAAGAUUUGGUUGGAAGAGCCUUUAGAAUCAAUCAUGCAUGGUAUGAUGCAUGGACUGCAGAUUGUAAGCAACAAUUUUGAAACUUUUGGUUUCACUCAACUUUAUUGGAUGAGUUUUGCAACUAUUCACAGCAGAACUCCAUUGUACUUAGAGCUGGACAACUGUUUGAUAACAUGCUUGGCGAUAAUCUGAUGAUAAAUAACAAAGAAUCAGUAACAGUCCUUAAUGUUUUCUCUAAACCAUACGAGGCAGCCUUUUCUCCCCUUGCAACAUAAACUUCAUCAACCUCAUCUCCUGUUACAACCCAUUCCACUACAACAAAUGGCAAAUGAAUAUAGAAACAAGCAACUUUUAAAUAAAAGCCGGGGAGAAAAGGUACACAAAUUGUCUGAUGGACCUUUGUGUCUCCCUGAGUAUUUUUCUUGCUACUAUUUUCUGGUCUGUGAAUGUGAAAGAAAUACACUUGUUUGAUCUUAAAUGUCCAUAAAGGAAUACAUUUUGCCUCCAAGUUUUAAAAGGAACCGGGGGGGCAGAGAUGUAAGGGAACCAGGCUGCAUCCUUGGUGCUGCCACUUACAGUCCAGCCUUGGGCAUCAUUUAAUCUCGCCCUACCUCCAUUUCCCCACCUGUGGGGGCGAUAGAUUCCCUGCUGGAGGGGAGCAGAUUGAGGGGCUCGAUCAAAGGCGCCACUAAGCCUUAUCACAGAAACAGCCCCCAAAGCCACCGCAAGAAUUUCCUCCCAGCGCCUCUCUUGGUGGAGCAGCCGCGCCCUGCCGCCCAGCCUCCCUUGGCACGCUGCGGGGCCAGCGGGAACAAGGAGGGACCAAAGGGGACGGGCCAGCAGGCAGCGGCCUCCGCGUGACCCAUCACACACACACACACGGGCUUGUGCUUUGCUCCGACAGGGCACCACUGCGCGCUCUGCGGGCAGAGCGGAGCCCGGCCCCGCGUAGCGCCUGCGGGCCGGAGCCAUGGGCGGCAGGCAGGGCGCGCUGCGCACCGGGCUGGGCUGCACCCUGCUGCUGGCUCUCUUCCUGCUGGGCUUCCUGGGCGGCUGGUUAAUGAAACCCACUAAAAAAACAACUAGUUCAACAGAUGCCUAUCGAAAUGUGAGACAGAAACUUGUGACUGAAAUGAAAGCAGAAAACAUCAAGCAGUUUCUUCGUUUAUUCACAAAGCUCCCUCACCUGGCAGGAACAGAACAGAACCUUCACCUAGCUAAGCAAAUUCAAGCCCAGUGGAAAGAAUUUGGAUUGGAUUCAGCAGAGCUGGUUCAUUAUGAUGUCCUCCUUUCUUACCCAAAUGAAACUCAGCCCAACUAUGUCUCAAUUAUUGAUGAUCAAGGGCAUGAGAUUUUCAAUACAUCAUUGUUUGAGCCGCCUCCUCAGGGAUAUGAAAACAUUACUGGUGUGCUGCCACCAUAUAAUGCUUUUUCUGCACAAGGAAUACCAGAGGGAGAUUUGAUGUAUGUGAACUAUGGCCGUACCGAAGACUUUUUCAAGCUAGAGCGAGAAAUGGGAAUUAACUGUACUGGAAAGAUUGUUAUUGCCAGAUAUGGGAAAAUCUUCAGAGGAAACAAAGUUAAAAAUGCCAUAUUAGCUGGUGCCAAAGGGAUUAUACUGUAUUCAGACCCUGCUGACUACUGUGCCCCUGGAGUAGAUCCUUAUCCAUCUGGCUGGAAUCUUCCUGGAGGUGGAGCCCAGCGUGGAAAUGUUUUAAAUCUGAAUGGGGCAGGGGAUCCUCUCACACCAGGUUAUCCAGCAAAAGAAUAUACCUUCAGGUCCAAUAUUGACGAAGGAGUAGGAAUUCCCAAAAUUCCAGUUCACCCCAUUGGAUAUCAUGAUGCAGAAAUACUAUUACACUUCCUGGGAGGACCUGCAGCACCAGACAGUAGCUGGAGGGGAAGCAUCAAUGUGUCUUACAACAUUGGUCCUGGAUUUGCAGGCAGCUAUUCUACAAGAAAGGUCAGAAUGCAUGUCCACACAAACAGCAAAAUAACACGAAUUUACAAUGUCAUUGGCACUAUCCAUGGAGCCGUGGAGCCAGACAGAUAUAUUAUUCUGGGAGGACAUAGAGAUUCCUGGGUAUUUGGUGGGAUUGAUCCAACCACUGGUACAGCUGUUCUUCAAGAAGUUGCUCGGAGUUUUGGCAAAAUGAUGAUGGAAGGUUGGAGACCUAAGAGAACUAUUAUUUUUGCUAGCUGGGAUGCAGAAGAAUUUGGACUAUUAGGUUCCACAGAGUGGGCCGAGGAGAAUGCUAAAGUUCUUCAGGAGCGGGCUGUUGCUUACAUCAACACAGAUUCUUCUAUAGAAGGCAACUACACUCUAAGAGUUGACUGCAGCCCCCUUCUCUACAAAUUGGUGUAUAAUCGGACAGAAGAGAUUGCAAGCCCUGACGAGGGUUAUGAAGGCAAGACUCUCUAUGAGAGCUGGCUUGAAAAGGACCCUUCGACAGAACGUAAAAGUCAACCCAGAAUAAACAAACUGGGAUCAGGCAGUGAUUUUGAAGCUUAUUUUCAGCGGCUGGGAAUCACAUCAGCCAGAGUCCGUUAUACCAAGAAUAGGAGAGCAGACAAGUUCAGCAGUUACCCAGUUUACCAUACCACAUAUGAGACCUUUGAGUUAGUAGAACGAUUUUAUGACCCCACGUUCAUGAAACAGCUUGCUGUUGCCCAGUUACGAGGAGGACUUGUGUAUGAACUUGCUGAUUCCCAGGUGAUUCCUUUCAACUGCCAAGAUUAUGGAGAAGCCUUAAGGACAUAUACAAAUAGAAUCUAUAAUUUGGCUAAGAAAUAUGAAGAACAGAUAGAGACUUAUGGAGUGUCAUUUGGUCCCCUAUUUUCUGCUGUGAUGAAUUUCACAGAAACUGCUGCAGAUUUUCACAGAAGACUCAAAGAGCUUGAUGUGAAUAAUCCACUUGCUGUGCGCAUCAUGAAUGAUCAGCUGAUGUUUGUGGAAAGAGCUUUCAUCGAUCCUCUUGGUUUACCAGGCAGGAAAUUUUACAGACACAUUGUUUUUGCUCCGAGCAGCCACAAUAAGUACGCUGGAGAGUCAUUCCCAGGGAUCUAUGAUGCCAUGUUUGAUAUUGAAAACAAAGCAGAUCAGCGCAAAGCCUGGGAAGAAGUAAAGAGGCAGAUCUCCAUUGCAGCCUUCACUGUGCAGGCUGCAGCUGGGACUCUGAAGGACGUUGCAUAGGAAUAAGACACCAGCAGACAUGGCCACAUGGCUAACUCUUAAAAAAUGGAAGUGAACACACUAGAGUGAUGCCAUUUCUGCUUUGUGCAGAGUAUUUACCAGGGUUGCAAUCUAACCAAUUUUGUGCAUACAGAAAUCCCAUGGGAGUUAGUGAGAGCUGUGGUUAUGGGACUGAUAGUUAAAUAACUCCCUGUCUCUUGGUUCUCUGAGACUGGCAUAACUGCUGUGUUAACAACAAUGAAAAAGACUCUAGAAGGAAAAAAAGAAAUCAAUUUUGCCUUUUUGGAGAAUAAUGUCAGUUAUAUAAUAUAUAAUAACAUGGCUUAUAUAGUCCAAAGGAUUCACUAAUUUUGGGAACCUCCAUUUUUUGGGUUUCCAGUACUUCUAAAAAUUCAUGGUCUUAAAGUGCAUGUGUACUAGAGAAACUAGAACCUGCCAUUGAUGCAGUUUUGUGAGUGGUAGAAACUAUAAUACGGACAGGGUUCUGGGGUUUAAGACCAUCAGACUUAAGGGUGUUCUGAGCAGGACUAAACAACAUGGUAAGAACGUCUGAACUCUGCACUGGGGCUUCUACCCCUGAGGUAUCUUGUGCAUUAGGUUCCUCUAUGACCUAAUUUUGCUAGGCCUGGUCUAUACUAGACCAGGAAUGUUGGCUUAAUGUAUACAUAUCCAGCUAUGCAAAAUGUAUAGCUGGAGUCAGCUUACCUUAUGCUGAGCCUUGGUGGCGUCCACACAACGGAAGCCCAACCAGAGAAAACACUCCUGUCAGCUUCCCUUACUCCUCGCAAAAGGAGGAGUAUCAGUGUUUGAUUUAUGGGAUUACACUAGACCCGCUAAAUCGAAUGCUAGAUUGACCUGUGGAGCAUCAAUCUUGCGCUAAGUAUAAAUGUUCCUCUAGUGUGUACAGUGAUUUAGGGCAUAAGAAUCACAGUACUGGAUCAGAUCCAUGGUUCAUUUCUGACAGUGAUCAGCACCACAUGCUUCAGAGAAAGGUACAACACACUCACAGUUGUCUCCUCAUAGAGACUGAUUUACCUAUACUCUUUGAUUGUGGUUAUGUCUAUAAGAGAUGGUGAGCACCACAGUCCCAACUUACUUCCAUGGUAUUGGAUGCACUCCUUCUCUGAAAAGUCCAGCGCUAGGACUCCCAUGCUGCUCACCCAUCAUCAGUAAACAUUAGACAUUGUAGGUCUAGAUGCUUUUAUGCUAUUUUUAAUAAUCAAAUGAAAUACUAAAAAAAAAAAAAAAAGAUUUUUAUGUGCAUGAGUUUGAAAGCCCUCAGGCCGAGAUUUUCAAAGGGAAAGGAGAGUUAAAGUCCCUUUUAAAAUUUCCCUUUUCAAAACCCCAAUUUAUAAAAGAUCACUAUUCAGUAGUGUUUAGAGGGAAAAGAGCCAGUAGAAAAGCACUAUCUAUAGGCAGUGCCGUCAGGAGAGAGCGCUGUGUGGUGAGGCCCUGAUCCAUAGAUAGAAAUGGAUAGAAAUGUCUACCCGCGGAAGACAGGCACAACAGGACUCUGGGCAGACAUUUCUAUCUAUAUAGGUUUCUGCUGACAGUGGGCACUGAACGCCCACUAUUUUUUUCCUGUGGGUGCUACAGCUGCGAGCACCCACAGAGUUAGCGCUUAUGUCACUGUCCCUUCUGUGAUGAGCUACCUGCUCCAUUUGUAACAGCUGCCCUCUUUAAUUGGGGAAGAUAUUUUAUAUCAUGCCGUCACCCACCAGCUGAUGUCUGGUGACAGAGGUGAAAAAUGUUUUCCCAGAAUGAUAUUAAUUACUGUUCUGAGUAGAAGGGAUGGAAUGCUCAGCAUUUCUCCUUCAACUUCUAGAGGACUGAAGUAGACGCAAUUUUUAUCUUCUAAUGUUACCAGCAAAAACUCAAGUUUCAGCCACCUUAGAAGUUAAUUUAAAUUCAAGGAUGAAGGAAGAAAGUAAAAUGACCACAUGAAAAGCGAAUUGACGUGCUUCUCAGAAACCAGAUGCUGCAUAUUAAAAAAGGACCAAAUGUUGCUUGGAGUAGGGAUUUUCCUCCGUGACUUGACCAACAUUUUUUCUUUUCCACUGAGUGUGCAAUAUAGCACAUUAUUGUUAUCUUCGGUCCCAGAGGUGGCUAUAUUUCUGUGACUCUGACUGCAGAUAAGAAUUUUGGGAUUUAUCAGUCUGUCGAUAUGAAUGGAUAAUAUUAAAUAUCAUAUACACUGCCCUUCACAACUCCACUUAUCCAGUGCCUACACUUUGAUCCAUUUAUUCAACCAAUCUGAAGCAAUUUGUGAGACAUGUAGCCUUAAAGUUUGUGACUCUCAGCAUUUAAAGCUUAGAAGGGGACAAUAAAGCAGUUUGAA